Messenger RNA from Ichthyophthirius multifiliis, 626 nucleotides. Its product is annotated as ribosomal protein, putative. The record is from RefSeq and is a predicted model, not a curated record. The annotation marks the transcript as partial. Gene Ontology annotation, molecular function: protein binding. NCBI's taxonomy places the organism in Eukaryota, Ciliophora, Oligohymenophorea, Hymenostomatida. The transcript has a single exon.
UCUAAAAAAAUAAAAAUAAAAAAAAUGCAAGUACAAGUGCUUUCACUUGAUGGAACAACUCAAGUUUAUUCCGUAUAAGCUGAAUAAAGCAUCCAAGAAUUAAAAUACCAAAUUAGCAAAUAAUUCGGAUUAGAUGAAGGAAUGCUUACUUUAGUAUAGAAUGGAUGUGCUUAGGGAAAUAAUGAGAAAGUAGCUGAUGAUUCUACUUAUUAUUUAUCAUUGAAAUUAUUAGGAGGUAAGAAGAAAAAGAAAAAAAAUCCUAUUCUAGUAAGAAAAAAUCUAUCCAUAAACAUAAGUCAACAAAAUGUGGGGCUUUAAAUUAUUAUAAUGUAGAUGGAUCAGGAAAAGUUACAUUGAGAUAAAAGAACUGUCCUAAAUGUGGGCCUGGAAUUUUCAUGGCGAAACAUUAUGAUAGACAUUAUUGUGGAAAAUGUCACCUCACUCUUAAAAUCGAUGCUGAAACUGCCAGAAAAAAUCUCGAAGAAUUAAAAAAAAGACAAGAAGCGAAAAAUGUUGGUGCAGGAGAAGCAGGAGAUAAAGCUGGUGGUGCUGGUAAGAAAGAUGCUAAGAAAGCUAAGAAGAAAAAAUGAAGAAUAGAAUUAUUUUUUUUAUUUAAAUAUUUUUUU